Pocillopora meandrina is the source of this 309-nucleotide messenger RNA. NCBI's taxonomy places the organism in Eukaryota, Metazoa, Cnidaria, Anthozoa, Scleractinia, Pocilloporidae. The record is from the annotation of a GenBank genome assembly.
AUGGUGGCCGUUCCUGAGCUCUCCAGGAUGAUUCAAGAGUUCGAAGGUAGCAACAAUCAAACAGAGGAAAAUGACCAUCAUGAGAAGAAGUCAGGUAUUCAUAUCUGGGAUAUCAUGGAUAAUACGGUGGUCAAAACUGUUCGCAGUGUUACAAAAAUUGGUGAGAAACAGUCCAAUUCGUUUGCCAAUGAGCGGUUUGUCGAGAGAAGAAAGCCUGAUACACAACCUUUCAAGAAGAAUAAUCUUCCCACUUUCACGUCGACGAAAAAGGAGACCGUGAAAGACGAAAGUAGAAGUUUUGAGGGAUGA